UUCACUCUGUCAAAUACAGCUACAGAUGUAAUGUUGAAUGGUUAACUCAGUGGUGUAAGGGAAAUUGAAUGGGCCUGUCAUUGUAACCUGUACGCCUAACGUUAAUCUUAUUCGCUGGCGUAAUUCGAUAGCCACUAAAUGACCCAGUCUCAUAAGAGCAAGCCUAAACCUGUUUUCAAACCUCAGAUUACAAUGCAUGAUGGUACCAUACAUCAUCAGAGCUUACAAGAAAGAAAAAAAAAAUGGGGCGGGAGAGUGAGAAGGCCUGUUUAAAAGAGUAUAAAUACUAUACAGCUAAAGGUCUGAUCCACUAGGAGUCCCAUCAUGCCAUUGGAUUCCUAUUCACUUUCUAGGGGGCUCAUUACUGAGCAAACAGACCUAGGAAAAAGCACAUUUGAAUUCAGCAAUCACAGCCAUAAGGACAAGUGUGUUUCUUGCUUCAGGAGAACAAUGGUUACACCAGAAUAUGUGUUUUUUUAUAUAUCUGUAAUACUUGCUGUUAUAGUAACUGUGUUCGGCAACCUGCUUGUCAUAAUAUCGGUGUGUCACUUCAAACAGCUGCAUACGCCAACUAAUGUGCUUAUCCUUUCCUUAGCUGUGGCAGAUUUCAUGGUGGGACUGUUUGUGAUGCCACUGGGAUUCAUCUGGCUGGUGGAGGCAUGCUGGCUCUUUGGGACAUAUAUUUGUGCUUUUUUCAACUUUUUUGCAUUCCUGUUGACAACAGCGUCUGUUCAUAAUGUGGCUCUCAUUGCAGUGGACAGAUACCUUUCUCUGAACAAUCCCUUUCUCUAUACCAAGCAAAUCACUGUGAAUUUCACUGUCAGUGUGGUCUUGUUUACCUGGGCGGUUUCAGUGGGGUAUAAUUCUUCUGUUCUUUACUGCAAUGGGUUUUUCAUGACCUCGCAGGCACUGUGUCCGAGCGAAUGUCCUGUUGCUGUGAGCAAAAUUUGGUCUUGGGUUGAUUUUGUGGUGGUGUUUGCAUUACCUUGCUCCAUCAUGUUUAUAUUGUAUAUCAAAAUCUUUGCCAUUGCCAGGAAGCACGCAAAUGCCAUCAGGGCAGCUAAUAAUAAUCAGAUCAAUGUAAAUGGAAGCAAGAAUGAGAACAUGCCCAAACGAUCUGAGAGAAAAGCUGCCAAAGUGCUGGGAAUACUUGUGUUUGUAUUUUUGUUAUGUGUUGUUCCAUAUUUCACUGCUAGUGUCAUGGCUAGGUUUAUCAACGGCCAAGUGUUAGAGAUUGCGCUAAACUGCACAAUCAGUAUGGUUUACCUGAAUUCUUUGUUUAAUCCAGUUAUUUAUGCUUUUUUCUACCCAUGGUUUCAAAAUAGCAUGAAGUUGACUUUGAGGUGUCGUAUAUGUACCCCCGAGUCCUCUUUCAUGCAGCUGAAGUGA
Alosa sapidissima (American shad) is the source of this 1389-nucleotide messenger RNA. RefSeq names its product trace amine-associated receptor 13c-like. Gene Ontology annotation, cellular component: membrane. The record is from RefSeq and is a predicted model, not a curated record. Gene Ontology annotation, molecular function: trace-amine receptor activity. The coding region runs from base 325 to 1389 and encodes 354 amino acids. NCBI's taxonomy places the organism in Eukaryota, Metazoa, Chordata, Actinopteri, Clupeiformes, Clupeidae. The transcript has a single exon. Gene Ontology annotation, biological process: G protein-coupled receptor signaling pathway.